Molecule: messenger RNA, 378 nt
Organism: Iphiclides podalirius (scarce swallowtail)
Lineage: Eukaryota; Metazoa; Arthropoda; Insecta; Lepidoptera; Papilionidae
Source: the annotation of a GenBank genome assembly
AUGCGCCGAGCGGUGCGCGAUAUUUCCGUUAACUGGGCCGCGUCGUUCUAUGCUCGGAGCGGGGCGAUUUGUGAUGACGUUUUGGGGGUCAGUAUCUUUAUGGCCGAUCGAGGGUCGCCGGAGCCGAUGUUAUUAGAUAGGGAUGAUCGCACCCUGUCUAAAACCUCUGUGCACCGCUGCACUGUGGUCGACCACAGCGCAGCAAAUCCGCUCGGAAUGAGCAACGCGCGAAUGCGGGAAACGCUGAAAAGGCGCCACGUGCGAGAUGGGCUAUUCAAUCGGUCCAUACGCGAGCCAUUUAGCGAGGCGCGCUUAGUCAAACGCUGGGGUGGGAGCGUGCCGAGUGCCGCUCUGAGUUUGACGGGGGCUCGUGUCGUU